This is a messenger RNA of Nomascus leucogenys (northern white-cheeked gibbon), 1292 nucleotides long. RefSeq lists its product as uncharacterized. The record is from RefSeq and is a predicted model, not a curated record. Lineage: Eukaryota; Metazoa; Chordata; Mammalia; Primates; Hylobatidae.
UGAGGAGUGGGGUGAUGAUGCCACUGGCAGAAGCAGGCGCCCUGGCCCAAGGAGGAGGCCCUUCAGCGACGGAGUGGGCCUGCAUUCUGCGGAGGAAGACCCCCAGGCACAAGCAGCCCACCUUACUGAUGGUCAGAGCAUCCAGAAGAAGUGGCGAGACUUCAGCUGUCCUCAAAGCAGGAAGACAGAGUGUUUCUGGCAGAAAGAACAGCACAAGCAAAGAUCUGGGAACCCUAGGUGACUCCAGUUUGAGGGAGGAGAGAGGACACCCCCCCCACCCCAGACAUGGGAAAGCAGUCCACCUGCGCACCAGGAGCAGGACACGUGCCUGGGUGCAGACGCCGGUGAUGUCGCGGAGGACUCGCGGGCCGGUAGAGCGCGCGGAGGCGGCGGGAGGAGACGCAGGUCACGCCCCCUUCCCACCGCCUCCCGCCGCCGACGGCGCGCGCGCGCCGAAGAGCCCGGGACAGGUGACUCCUUGGGGACUGCGUCUGCGCCUCCCCCGGCGGGAGUCCCUUCUUCGCGGCCUCUGCCGCCCCCUGCGUCCCCUCCUGGGCUUCCGAGAGUCUGACUCAGCCAAGCCGGCAUCGCUUCGCCUCCUACAACACACCCCGAGCGCGAGAAGAAAUUACAGGAUUGCAGGGGCACGGCUAAUGUGCUCUAAUUACCCACCGCCGCUGUCAUCCGCGGCGCUCCUCGGCACUGGGCCAACGCGCCGUAACAAGGACGCCGCUCCCCGGUCCCGGAACCCUCCCUUCGCCACCCCCCACCCACCCACCUCGCGGUCCCCAGGACCACUGGCUGCCGACUCCUGCCGCCCUCCGGGACUGCUCCUCAGUCCCAGGAGAGCUAUGAGGCCUCAUUGCGGGGCAGAACUUAGGGAGACCGAAGCGGGCCCCUCCACUCCCCUAAACCUACAGUCCUCGAAGGUCUCUGCUGGAAGAGACUGGGAGAGUGGGGAGGGGCCAGGGACCUAUUUCGUUGACAGAAACACUGAGAUCUAUUGGAAAGUUAGCCUUCAGUGGAAGGAGUGGCAAAGGCACGCAGGGCAGCAGUACCCUCCACGACGGACUCCCUCCCCUGGCGGGAAAAUUACCUUCCUGCGAAGAAAGGUGACAUCCCCGCCACAGACACGGAGGCCCCGCCCGCUGGCCAGCUGUGGCCUGCUGGUCAUAGAGCUGGUGAGGAGUGAGGUGGCUCUGGCCUCCCAUGUCGGACUGGGGCUCCCCGAGUCAGAGCUGGGGCUCCCCUCAGACUGGGGCUCCCUGGGUCAGGGCUGUGUCUCCCCUUAG